UCUUUAAUUAAUUUGUUUUUUCAUUUAGCUCUUAAACUUGUUGAGUGCUGAAACCGCAUCAAGGUUUAAUUUUCUUUCUUUUUAUUGAACCUUCACUUUGUGCUCGAAGCGUAUGGUCUCUUUUGUGCUGGAAGCGUAUGGUUUCCAACUACUUUUGACAUUUAUUCGGGAGAAGAAUUACAAAAGAGAAACGAAAUUAAUAAAUAUAUUAAUAUUCAAGACUUUGUGGCAAACGCUUUUUGCAAAAGAUGCGGAUAAAUUGGAGCAUUCUAAUGACGAUCCGAUCACCUAUUAUAUAAUUGAAAGUGACCCGAUUGUUAACAAAUAUAUCUCUUACAACAGGGAUGAAGGAAGUUUAAAUUGUGCAUCGUUCAUAGGAGGAAUCAUAGCAGCUGCUCUCAAUGAAACUGGAUUUAAUGCUAAAGUGACAGUUCAUUGGCACAAAGGGACAACUUUCAUGAUAAAUUUCGAUCAAGCUACCAUUGACCGGGAUAAGGCUGAAGAAAGAAUCUUGAUAAAAAAUUUAUCAGCAAAAUCCCUUAUCUUUUGA
Messenger RNA from Tetranychus urticae (two-spotted spider mite), 550 nucleotides. NCBI's taxonomy places the organism in Eukaryota, Metazoa, Arthropoda, Arachnida, Trombidiformes, Tetranychidae. The record is from RefSeq and is a predicted model, not a curated record.